UGUAUCCGUAGUUAUCUAACGAAACCCUGAUCCGUCGACCGGACAAAGCCGCAAAUCAAUGACUUCAUCGGUUCAUCCACUUGCUCCUCCAUCUGCUCCGGCCCCGGUUGGACAGCUCCGGCCGGCAUGCCCAUUCAACGUCUCCACCCGGAUCCACAUACGCAUUUUCAGGGUCUUUUUAAGACUUGACGCCACUCGGAGCAUCGUCCUCUGCCGCGGAUCGGUCCCCUCGCAAGCCGUCACACGCCUCGAGGUCGCCCCCCGACACCGUCAACCGCGUUCCAGACUCCUGUGCAUCCAUCUCCUCGGGCGGCGGGCGGGCGGUUGUGGUAAGGCUAUUACCAUUCUGGGAGUUGCGAAGGAUGCCGUUCUGCCGUCUUCCCCAAUCUCCCCCCUUACCGUUCUGCGCCAGAUCUCCUGAAUUCUAACCCUCGUGGGCACAUGAAGCCCGCCGCCGCCGCCUCUGCCAUACCGCCGCCAUCUUCAUUGGCCCCGCGGACCGCUUUGUCACUAAUAAUUGGCCGCCACCGCCAUCCAGACUGUCGCACGUCGCACCGCGUUUCAGCAGUUUCCCAUCCUGUGUUGCCGUUGGUGUUGUGCCCGCAGAUCCUUCAUCCCCUCUCUACCAGGCCCAGACCCUCUGUCAACUUUGUUUCAACCUCCAGGAACCAUUACCCCACAAUACUACCAUUCCAGGGGCUCCCGCGUCCCAAUCUACAUCUGCAUCUGCAUCUGCAUCUACAUCUACAUCCACACCCUACGUAUAUAAGCCAGCCCCUCUCAACCAUGGCCUCCAAGCCGAAAGCGUCGCCCCGCGCUCAGCCAAGCCGAGACAAGCUGGUCAAUGAUCUCGAGACGCCCCUCCGUCCUCAGGCCCAGCUGCGCCGGUCAGGCCGCCGCGUCAAGACGAUGGAGCCCGAGGACAAUGCAAGCUCGACGCUCGGGAAUGUCCUGGGCAUCCGACAAGAAGAGGGCGAAGACAUCGACAAGGAGGAGAUACAAAACCGCAAAGACGCCGUCAAGGGAGACAUGCAGCUCGCCAUCGAGGGGCUCUCCCGGAUGGAGCGGCGUCUGAGGAGCGCGACGAAGAGGCAGAAGCUGCAGAUCGAGGAGGAGGGCCGCCUGACCGAUCCGGACUUCCUCGCCGGCCAGGAAAGGUUGACACGGGCGACCACGCAAGCGGGCAUGGGGCUGAGGCAGCCCAAGGAGCGAGGACAGAGGGGCAUGCCCACGCCGGAGGACGAGGAGAAGGGGAACAACUUUGCCAGCGACAUCGGCGAGGGCGAAGGCCAGGACCCCUAUAGCCGCAGAAUUGACGCUCCGGACGAAAUCGCCGACGUGCCCGAACGCGGCGCGGCGAGACCGCCGCCCGUCAACAGUGGCUACCUUCCGCUGCCGUGGAAAGGCCGGCUUGGGUAUGCCUGUCUCAACACAUACCUGCGUUCGGCAAAGGUUCCGGUCUUCUGUUCCCGGGCCUGCCGGAUGGCGUCCAUCAUCGACCACCGGUAUCCACUCGCGGACGAGUCUAUGCCCGAACACUCGAUCAAGAAUCGGCCGGACAAGUCCAAGGAGCCCAGCGACGAGCGAGGCCGCAGGUUCGUGCAGAACCUCGGCCUGCAAAAUGCCCGGGAUAUCCCCAAGAUGCUGCGGUGGAACGACAGGUACGGCAUCAAGUUCAUGCGGCUCAGUUCCGAGAUGUUCCCCUUUGCCAGCCACCCGGAUCACGGCUACAGGCUGGCGCCAUUUGCCUCGGAGGUGCUUGCUGAGGCCGGCAAGGUGGCCGCCGAACUGGGCCACCGGCUGACCACGCACCCGGGCCAGUACACGCAGCUUGGCUCGCCCCGGCAAGAGGUCGUCAACGCGGCGAUCCGGGACCUGGAGUACCACGACGAGAUGCUGUCGCUGCUCCGCCUCCCCGAGCAGCAGAACCGCGACGCCGUCAUGAUCCUGCACAUGGGCGGCGUCUUCGGAGACAAGGCCGCGACGCUCGACAGGUUCCGCAAGAACUACGCUGCCCUCUCGGACUCGGUCAAGGCCCGGCUGGUGCUCGAGAACGACGACGUGGGCUGGAGCGUGCACGACCUGCUCCCCGUCUGCGAGGAGCUCAACAUCCCGCUGGUGCUCGACUACCACCACCACAACAUCAUCUUCGACAGCACUCAGUGCCGCGAAGGCACGCUCGACAUCAGCCAGCCCGAGCUCAUGUCGCGCAUCACCGCCACCUGGACGCGCAAGGGCAUCAGGCAGAAGAUGCACUAUAGCGAGCCGGUGCCGGGCGCCGUGACGCCGCGCGACCGCCGCAAGCACAGCCCGCGCGUCAUGACCCUGCCGCCCUGUCCGCCGGACAUGGACCUGAUGAUCGAGGCCAAGGACAAGGAGCAGGCCGUCUUCGAGCUCAUGCGCACCUUCAAGCUGCCCGGCUUCGAGCGCAUCAACGACAUGAUCCCGCACGAGCGCGAAGACGAGUCGCGCCCCGCGCCGACCAUCGCCAAGAAGAAACAGAAGCCUGCCAUCAACAUGAAGCGGAAGCGCGCACCGGAUGAGGAGCCCGUCGAGCUGAAUGACGUCGGCGCCGGGGCCGACGACGAGACCCAGCUCAUGACCGCGAGAGAGGUCCCGCCCGAGGACACCUCGAUGGGCGGGCCGGAUAACAGGGUGUACUGGCCGCCGGGGAAGGAGGACUGGCUGAAGCCCAUGAGGAAAGGAGCCAGGACACAAGUAAGAGAAGAUCAAGAGACCAAGGAUGAGAACGAGAAUGAGUUUGUUGUAUGAUCAUGCAGCGUAUCUUCCCUUUCUUCGCUUCUCUACGCCGUUGCUCUCUUCCAUAGGUACUGACAACGUUAUUGGAUUUGCCUACGCGAGAGUAUCCUCCACGUAGCGACCCCUAGGUGAGUUAUCAUCUCUGUCCUUCUUUUACCUUCCUCUUUCCGUCUUCUCUCUUUUAAUCUUCGCUUUUCAUCUCUCCCCCAUCCUUUUUCUCUUUCGUCCUCCUCCCUUCCCUCCCUCUCUUGUUCUCCCGAUCUUUCUUCUCCCGAAAACAAGAUAAAUAUGACCGAAAGAGGAAAAGAGAGAUCCUAGAGUUUAAACACAAAAAGAAAAUACAAGUGGAUAAGAAAGGGGAACAGAUUGGGAUCCUAUCCUCAUGCUCUUCAUUUACGGGAUAGACGACUGUGGAUAUAGUAGGAGGUGCACUACCUGCCGCAGGUGCCUGAUUCCCGCAUGGGGUGUCUUUCCAAACCAAAAUGCUGG
Chaetomium strumarium is the source of this 3249-nucleotide messenger RNA. RefSeq names its product UV-endonuclease UvdE-domain-containing protein. Gene Ontology annotation, biological process: response to UV; mitochondrial DNA repair; nucleotide-excision repair. The coding region runs from base 442 to 2772 and encodes 776 amino acids. Gene Ontology annotation, cellular component: nucleus; mitochondrion. NCBI's taxonomy places the organism in Eukaryota, Fungi, Ascomycota, Sordariomycetes, Sordariales, Chaetomiaceae. Gene Ontology annotation, molecular function: endonuclease activity. The transcript has a single exon. The record is from RefSeq and is a predicted model, not a curated record.